Molecule: messenger RNA, 1514 nt
Organism: Branchiostoma floridae (Florida lancelet)
Lineage: Eukaryota; Metazoa; Chordata; Leptocardii; Amphioxiformes; Branchiostomatidae
Product: choline-phosphate cytidylyltransferase B-like
Exons: 9
Coding region: 126-1265 (379 amino acids)
Biological process (GO): CDP-choline pathway
Molecular function (GO): phosphatidylcholine binding; choline-phosphate cytidylyltransferase activity
Source: RefSeq, a predicted model, not a curated record
CACUGGCGGUCAUUUAAAGGUGAAAGUUCACCCUGACGUGGCCUAGGGAACCUUUGGACGGACGAUCGGACGAUAUUUGCUUUUCAAAAGGGUAUAAAACAUCGCCAAGAGAAGCUGACUCCCACAUGGAUGACGAAAAAGUCGUUCAGCCCAUGAGCACCCUUGAGAGUGACAAGAACAAAGGCUACAUCUUGUCCAGUGCAGACGACCCCAUCAUGUCCAGCAUAUCCAAGAGGAAGCGGCGAGCCGAGGAGUCGCUAGACUCCAUCUACUACGACAAGCAGCCACUGGCCCACUAUGCGCCGGCUCCCUUCACAGAGGAAUUGCCUCCCAGUCUGGAGCCAUGGAAGAGAGUCACUCGGGAGGAGGCGCUCUCUGGGAGAGUGACACGACCAAUCAGGGUGUACGCAGACGGCAUCUAUGACCUGUUCCACGCAGGCCACGCCCGGGCACUGAUGCAGGCCAAGAACCUGUUCCCCAACACCUACCUGAUCGUGGGAGUGUGCAGCGACAACCUGACCCACAGUAUGAAAGGCUACACUGUUCUGUCUGAGACGGAGAGAUACGAGGCCUUGCGCCACUGUCGCUACAUCGAUGAGAUCGUCAGAGAUGCGCCCUGGACCUGCACACCAGAGUUCUUGGAUGAACACAGAGUGGACUUUGUUGCCCAUGACGACAUCCCGUACGGCGCGGCUGGAACCGACGACGUCUACAAGGACAUCAAGGCCAAGGGCAUGUUCAUGGCCACCCAGCGGACAGAGGGCAUCUCCACGUCUGACAUCAUCACGCGGAUAGUACGGGACUACGACACGUACGUUCGGAGAAACCUGGCGCGGGGAUACUCCGCUAAGGACCUGAAUGUGUCCUACAUAAAUGAGAAGAAAUUCGCCAUCCAGAAUCGAGUAGACAAGGUGAAAGACAAGAUGAAGAAGGUGGAGAGUAAAACCAAGCAGGUUGUGCGGAACAUCGAGGGGAAGAGUCACGAGCUCAUCCAGAAAUGGGAGGAGAAGUCCCGGGAGUUCAUCGGGAAUUUCCUCGAGUUCUUUGGUGCAGAUGGAACAUGGAACACGUUCUGGAGGGACGGCACGUCGAUCAUCCGCCAGGCUCUCUCCCCGCCGGCCAGUCCAAACCGGUCGCCACCAGACUCCCCUUCAUCGUCGCGGAGCACGGAAGGGUUCGAUGGCCUGGAGGGCGCAGAGGGCGGCGACCCGGGCGCUGGCGGCAGCGGGAUCGAGUUCAGUGAUUCUGAUUCUGAAGAGGACUGAGCUGUAACAAUCACGGUUGAUGUCUAGCCUUGUGUCCACCCCACCCUGGCUCCUUUCACUCCUCUGUCUGAUCAAUUCUGUGCAGACUAAUCUGGCCACUGUACGUCCCCCAUAGAAACAAAGUUGGGCCUUUUAAAAAUAAUUUCAUCAGGUUGGUAAAAUAUACUGUAGGACAUAGGAGAAUUCUUGUACACAACCAGUUACUACUCACUCUUGCUUACAAUUCCAUGGCUCUCAGACAUCUUCGUC